Molecule: messenger RNA, 4111 nt
Organism: Sycon ciliatum
Lineage: Eukaryota; Metazoa; Porifera; Calcarea; Leucosolenida; Sycettidae
Product: mucin-5AC-like
Exons: 19
Coding region: 205-3345 (1046 amino acids)
Molecular function (GO): calcium ion binding
Source: RefSeq, a predicted model, not a curated record
GGUUGUUAGAGCAAGUAGUUAGUUUCCCAAUCCGUUGGUCUUGAAUCUGUUGGUCUUGAUUCUGUUGGUCUUCAUUUCUCCAACGUGUGUGUGACCUUUUUUGGAUCUCUUUGCGGACUUUGGUCAACGUAGCCUCCGUCUUCCUCCCGUGCCACAAGGUUUCUUCACCACUGUUGUGGUUUGGCUGUAUUCAAGGACUCAAAGAUGGCGACAAUGAACAAUCGUUCGGGAUUUUUGAUUCUCGUUGCUGCCCUUAUCGCCUGUGUUCCAUAUUGCAAUGGUCAAGUUCUUACACUGAAGGCUGUUGGGCAAGGCACCGCUCCGUUCAUAGCUUACUACCUACGGGUACAACGUACGGCAGAUAUUGGAGUAAGCUACUUACCAUCAUGCGAGGCCCAGGGUGCUACUGGUUCAAAUAUUAAACUGAUUAACACUGACAAUAAUAUGGUUGUUGGUGAACAUAACCAACCGUUUGAUCAGAGUGGCAGUGCCACUAGUACUAUUGUUGAAUGGGACACUGUCCACCACCCCACUCUCGACGAAAGAUACACUGGACUGUACGAAUGUAUAUCAGAUGUACCAGGUGCCAUGACAGCACAACAAACCUUUCGACUACAUGUAAUAUCAUUGCCAUCUAUUCAACAUUUUACCUUGCCUAGUUUGUAUGGCAACGCUAUGUUCCAAGUUUCAUGCGAUGCACAUGGAUACCCGAAACCUACUAUGAAAGUGCUCCUCAAUGGUGUAGAACAGCCUGGUCAAUCUUCCUCCCGUUGUUCUGAUGGUGAAUGUAGAACGACUCGCUAUACCAUACUAAAUGACAUUACUUACACAACUGGUCAGACUCAUCACAACGUCACAUUCUCUGCGGAUAUCAACCAACCCCCGUUUAAUUGCUCUGCUGCUAAGAAUGGGUUUGUGGAAACUAAUUGCAACAGUGCUUUGAAAACCAAAAAAUAUAUCCAGACCAGUAAUAUUCAGAAGCUAUGUAAAUACCUGCCUUUUGAAUAUCCAUACAAUCCUACAUCUUCAAGAGCUAUUGGAACUGUACUUGGAGUAUCAUGUGGUACUGGCUAUAUUAGUAGGGAUACCAUUACCUCUAUAAAGUGCCAGGCAAAUGGAGCAUGGACACCUCUUCCUGUGUGUUCUGGAGGUCAGGUUAGUGUGCAUUUGGACGCUUUAAGGCAUGGUUUUGGUCUAAAAACAUACACAGUCUACUACCUGAAUGGAUCAAGUACAGAACUUGUUGGACUAGAUUUUUUACCAUCGUGUAGUGCUGAAGUACUUGGUGCUGGUGCUAGUGGUCAGUAUUUACGACUGACCAAUACUGAUACCAGUACAACUGUAGCUGAUCUGGGAGCAUUCAGUAUUGCACCUACAACCCGUCCAUUUUCACUAUUCUGGAACACAUUAACUCUGGACCCAACCUACACUGGACAGUACAGGUGUAUUACAGAUAUAGGAAAUUCAUCAGAGACAUAUCAACUCAAUGUCGUAGUUCCACCUACCGUACUGUCAUUGAACACAUCGGAUUAUGUGAACAACAACAACACUGUGCACCCAAUCAGUUGUAAAGGUCAGGGAUACCCAGAACCUGCAGUGACAAUAAUGGUCAACAAUGUGGUAGUGACAGGCAACGAUACCAACAAUUGUACUGCUGGUGUUUGUACAAAGACACACACGGCAUCUCUAGAUGGUAGUACCUACACACCUGGCCAGUCCAUCAAUAUCACCUGUACUGUGGAUAUCAACCAACCACCAUUCACCUGUUCUGGUACUGAAACUUCAACAGUACAAUCACAGUGUACUGCUGCUGCCAAGACUACGUCACACACAAGAACUGUCCCUGUAGUUGUUCCACCUACCAUACUGUCAUUCAACACAUCGCAUUAUGUGGACAACAGCAACACUGUGCACCCAAUCAGUUGUACAGGUCAGGGAUACCCAGAACCUACAGUGACAAUAAUGGUCAACAAUGUCGUAUUGACAGGCAGUGAUACAACCAAUUGUACUGCUGGUGUUUGUACAAAGACAGGAACAGCAUCACUAGAUGGUAGAAGCUACACACCUGACCAGUCCAUCAAUAUCACCUGUACUGUGGAUAUCAACCAACCAAAAUUCAACUGUACGUUUGCUGAUGAACCAACAAUACAAGCACAGUGUAAUACUGCCAAGACUACGUCACAAACAAGAACUGUCCCCGUACGCGCAUCCUGUCCCCUGUUAGAUUCCUCUCUUGGUCAUGAUUUCAAUGCUACAUUCUCCAAUGCCUCUGGAACUGUUCUGGGAAUUUCAUGUCGUGCCGGCUUUACUAUGGAUACUAAAACGAGUUCCAUUGACACAAUAACAUGUCAAUAUAAUGGAAUGUGGACACCUCUCCCGAUUUGUACAGAUAUUGAUGAAUGCUCAACUAAUCCAUGUCCUACCAAUGCAACAUGUCAAAAUCUGGAGAAUACAUUUGACUGUGGAUGCCUUCCUGGACAUUCUUAUAACCGAACGACAAAUGAAUGUCAAAAUAUCAAUGAAUGCUUAACUCUGUGCAAAGACAAGAGUACCAGUUGCACUGACACAGUUGGGAGUUACAAAUGUGAAUGCCAAACGGGAUAUAAUGGAACUGCACCUUCUUGCACUGAUAUCAAUGAAUGCUUAACUCUGUGCAAAGACAAGAGUACCAGUUGCACUGACACAGUUGGGAGUUACAAAUGUGAAUGCCAAACGGGAUAUAAUGGAACUGCACCUUCUUGCACUGAUAUCGAUGAGUGUAACACCAUGUGUAAUGGUACAUCAUCACAAUGUAACAACACUUUGGGAAGCUUUUUAUGCACCUGUGAUCCUGGAUUUACUGGCGAUGGAUUUAAUUGCACAGACACAUCUACGCUUGAAGAAAGAACUUUAGCUCCAGAUUUGAACCAAUCCGCAACAAGCACGUUAGCCCCAGCUUUGAACCAAUCCGCGACAAGCAUGUUGAACCAAUCCGCAACAAGCACAUUAGCCCCAGAUUUGAACCAAUCCACAACAAGCACGUCAGCCCCAGAUUUGAACCAAUCCGCAACAAGCAUGUUAGCCCCAUUAUCAGAUGGUGGUGCAGACCCAACGUCAUCUGUGCCUGAUAUUGGGGAAACCCCCGCCCAAUCCGACUCAGUUAUGAGUACUGGGAGCACGACAACUUUCAACAGCACCUUGGAUAUUCCUAAUGGAAAGUCAAGCUUAACCGGUGGUCAAGUGGCAGGCCUAGUCAUAGGCACCUUGCUGCUGGUCGCAUUGAUUGGAGGCAUUGUGUUCACUCUGGUAAAGAAACAGUCUCCUGGAUCUGGGAAACAUAUUUCUAUGACAGAGAUAAAUGAUUAAUGACUCCAACUGGAGCGCUGGAACAGUGGGAAGACUUUCUACAAGCCUUAGCAAGUGGAAAAAGCUGACGGCCAGUUCCAGUCAUUGUUAGCAUUCCUGUAGUGUUACACCACGCAUACACAUGCAUGCAUAUGUCAACACACCUAUACACAAUUAUUAUGCAUGACUGUAAGAGGUAAUAAUCAGUACGCAUUUCACACGAUGUCACCUGAUGCCUUGAUUUCAUUUCGUGUUGGUACUUCUCUGUACUUUGAUGCUACUUGCAUGAAGCUAAUCUUGGCCUAAGGAUAUAUUGGUAGGAAAUAUUGAUAAGGAAACUUAGCAUUGAUUGAAUUGAAGCAUGCACGAGUCUGUUAAUUAGUAAUCGCCAAUCUGUACUUUCGUUGAUUAAUGUCGCUGCACUCAGCUAGAACGCAGUUGGUUGUCCAUUGAUCGGAGAGAGCAUUCUUACAGCACAUAGUGCCUAUCGUAGAUGUAAUUCCCCUGAAAUCCGUGAAGAAGUAUAUGCUCUGUGCGCUGUUACAUUUUGCCUCCGAGUACGUUAGUUUGUCAUUAGGAGUCUAUACUUUUGUUGAUACAAUAAUAUCGUUGCACUCAGCAAGAAUAAUUGAUUUUCAUCCAUAUUGGAGUGAGCAUUCUUACAACACGUGGUGCCUAUCGUAGAUUCAAUUCCACUGGUAUCUGUGAAUAAGUAUAAUUCUCAAUGCACUAUUACAUUUCGCCUCCAAGUCUGUUGCUAGUAGUUUGCUAUAAAAAAAUCGGGUAC